GGUAUGAGUAUUGAUGGUUCUAGCUAUGCAAGAGCUGCAGCCGCUCCAAGCUCCAGUUCUUCGUUCGCGUUUACACUUGCUCAACAUCAACAGUUUCAAUUUCUUCAGCAGCAGCAACAAGCGCAACAACAAUUUCAGCAACAACAACAACAAUCGCAGCAACAACAGCAACAGCAACAACACUUUCCGCAGCAGCAGAUUUCUUUUACUGGACCUGUUUAUCAGGCUCCAAAACUUUUAAGCAAUGCGCAAAUCAAGACAACAAUACCUU
Molecule: messenger RNA, 271 nt
Organism: Closterium sp. NIES-67
Lineage: Eukaryota; Viridiplantae; Streptophyta; Zygnematophyceae; Desmidiales; Closteriaceae
Source: the annotation of a GenBank genome assembly